UGUAUAUACGGAGUUCUAACCGAAACCUAUAUCUGCUAUAAACAAUUAAUGCAAUUCCAGAAAUAAAUCCACAAAAAAAAUUCCAAAAACAGUAAAAUACAAAUUUGUCGAUCUUUGUUCUUGUAAAAAUGGCAGCAAUUUCUGAAUCAACCAAAAACUACUCUCAAGAAACCCUUGUUUUAGCCAUAUGCAUUACAACAGUAGGAUUCCUUGUUUUCUUCACCCAAACCUUCAAAUUCUUGAAAUGGGUUUGGACCAUGUUCUUAAGACCCCCAAAAAACUUGACCCACUAUGGUUCAUGGGCUCUAAUCACUGGCUCAACCGACGGAAUCGGUAAAUCUCUCUCCUUUGACUUAGCCUCAAAAGGUCUUGACUUGAUCUUAAUUGGUAGAAACCCCCAAAAACUCCAAACCACAUCAAAUGAGAUUUGGGCAAAAUUUGGCAAAGAAAACACCAAGAUUAAGGUGAUUGUCAUUGAUUUUGAGAAGAUUAGUGGGGAAGAGAUUGAAAACAAGAUUAAGGAAGAAAUUGAAGGAUUAGAUGUUGGGAUUUUGGUUAAUAAUGUGGGAUUAUCUACUAAUGGUGCAAGGUUUUUUCAUGAGGUUGGAUUAGAAGGGUUUGGUAAUUUGGUAGAUGUUAAUAUUGGAAGUGUAAGUUGGGUUACUAGAGGUGUUCUUCCUGGUAUGUUGCAGAGGAGGAAAGGUGCCAUUGUUAAUAUUGGUUCUGGAUCUUCGAUUGUUGUUCCUUCUUACCCUCUUUAUUCCGUUUACGCUGCUACUAAAGCAUAUGUUGCCAUGUUCUCAAGAAGCUUGAGUUUGGAAUAUAAGCAGUUUGGAAUCGAUGUUCAAUGUCAGAUACCAUUGCUUGUGGCAACAAAGAUGGCAUCGAUAAAGAGAUCAUCUUUCUUUGUUCCUUCACCGGAUCAGUACAGCAAAGCGAGUGUAAGAUGGAUAGGUUACGAGUCCCUUUGUGUUCCUUACUGGACUCAUUCUUUGCAGUGGUGUCUGUUGAACGCGAUUCCUGACUCCUUAGUGAAUUGGGCUCUUCUUCGAUAUUUCCUCAGCUUGCGUAAGAAAGUUCUUCGAAAGGAGAACAAACUAGUCUAGCUUUCACGCCCAACCCCCAUUAGUAACCAAUAGAGGAUACUAAGGGUAUACUCGUAAUUGUACUACUGUACUAAUAGAGUUACCUUUGCACGGAGAUUUUAGGUUGCGAAUGCAGUAUGCACAUUGGCAGUGCUAUCAGCAUUCAGCAUUGCAUAUGUACGUGUUUUUAAUCCAUCUUGGAUCAGUUAUUAUUUAGUACAUUGUAUUUUCGGUACUUUUGUAUAUUUCAUGUAAUCGUAUCUUUAUUUGGAGAUAAUGAAAAUUGUUGAGUAUAUGAAUCUGAAA
Messenger RNA from Spinacia oleracea (spinach), 1391 nucleotides. RefSeq names its product very-long-chain 3-oxoacyl-CoA reductase 1. The record is from RefSeq and is a predicted model, not a curated record. The transcript is spliced from 3 exons. Gene Ontology annotation, cellular component: endoplasmic reticulum. Lineage: Eukaryota; Viridiplantae; Streptophyta; Magnoliopsida; Caryophyllales; Amaranthaceae. The coding region runs from base 129 to 1106 and encodes 325 amino acids. Gene Ontology annotation, molecular function: ketoreductase activity.